AUGGAAGACCGGCAAGCCACCGGCGGCGCCGGCACCGCGACCAAGGUCCGCGUGAACGGCAUGACGGCCGAAGCGACACUCUCCACCACAGGCGGCUGCCUCGAGCUCUGGUGGCACUGCGCUGGGGCCACGGCGGAGAGGAGCCUCUCGCUGGAGGCCGACGUGCUCGGAGCCGAGGCGAGCGGCAAGGAGGUCGUCGUCAGGGCCUUCGUGGCGGAGGAUGCCGCGAGACCGCCGUCGCGCGCCAAAGCGAGAGGGAAGAGGCGCAGGAGGGAGUACGUCUUCGAGAUGGCCGACGGCGAGGGCGCGGCCGCGGCCUGGGGCGAGACGCUACGGGGAUGCUUGGACUCGAUAGGGCGGCCCAAGAGAUUGUUCGUCCUCAUCAACCCCUACGGCGGCAAAAGACGGGCAAGCAAGAUCUAUGAGGCAGAGAUCAGGCCCCUGUUCGAAGCCGUCGACGUCGAAGUCACAAUGCAAGGCAAGGUUCUCCAUGAGACCCGGUACCGGGGGCAUGCCCGGGAGGUGGCAUCCUCUCUCGACCUUGUAAGAUACGACGGGAUCGUCUGCGUCAGCAGUGAUGGCGUCCUCAUGGAGGUUGGUAACACGCAGUAUUCUGUACCAUGUUUAGGCUUGCAUGGUUGGCAUGGCACGGCAUGCCAGGGGUUGAAUCCACAACGUUGA
Molecule: messenger RNA, 681 nt
Organism: Triticum urartu
Lineage: Eukaryota; Viridiplantae; Streptophyta; Magnoliopsida; Poales; Poaceae
Product: sphingosine kinase 2-like
Biological process (GO): sphingosine biosynthetic process; phosphorylation
Cellular component (GO): membrane; cytoplasm; intracellular membrane-bounded organelle
Molecular function (GO): lipid kinase activity
Source: RefSeq, a predicted model, not a curated record